Phialemonium atrogriseum is the source of this 3157-nucleotide messenger RNA. Its product is annotated as E1-E2 ATPase-domain-containing protein. The transcript is spliced from 4 exons. Gene Ontology annotation, cellular component: plasma membrane. Gene Ontology annotation, molecular function: ATP hydrolysis activity; ATP binding; P-type proton-exporting transporter activity. Gene Ontology annotation, biological process: proton export across plasma membrane; regulation of intracellular pH. The record is from RefSeq and is a predicted model, not a curated record. Bases 98 to 3157 code for a protein of 1019 amino acids. Lineage: Eukaryota; Fungi; Ascomycota; Sordariomycetes; Cephalothecales; Cephalothecaceae.
UGUAACUUGGGUAGCCUGGUUCUUGUCUCCUUUAUUUCCCACCCACUGCUUGCCCCGCCUUCAAUCUUGGUUCGGUCAACCUGCUGGUUUCAACAUCAUGUCUAGCCUCUUCCAGAGGCACGAAGACUACCAUGCCGCAGAUGAUGUCGAAGGCAACGCGGCCAAUAGUAACCAACCUUCCAGCGACAUCCCUCCUCCGGAGCUCCCUAACCUUGGCGAAUAUGCCGCUCUGGAUCGAUACAUCAGCACUUACCGUGAGGAAAGCCGUCUCGCAAAGAAACCAGACGAUGCUCAGAGCAAGACACGCAGCAGGAAAUGGUGGCAAUUCUGGAAAGGUUCUGAAGAAGAUACGCAGGGGCCGUCAGCGAGAGGCGUCUCAGAGGUCCCGGGCCUGUGGCUCACAACCGACAUCAACUCCGGCCUCCCGACCUCGACCGUCGACGAGAGGAGGAAGCUGUCUGGAUGGAACGAGCUGACCUCGGAGAAGCAGAAUCUAUUCUACAAGUUCAUAACCUACUUCAUGGGGCCGAUUCUUUAUGUGAUGGAAGUGGCCGCUCUGUUGGCCGUUGGUCUUGGCGACUGGAUUGACUUCGGCGUGAUCCUGGGCAUUCUAUUCCUCAACGCCUUCGUCGGGUUCUACCAAGAAAAGGAGGCAGCGGACGUCGUUGCCAGCCUCAAGGGUGACAUAGCCAUGCGCUGCACCGUUGUGAGGGAUGGGGCCGAGCAAAACAUUCUGGCUCGGGAGCUUGUGCCUGGUGACAUUGUAAUCAUACAAGAAGGCGAUACCGUGCCCGGUGAUGCGCGGCUGAUCUGUGAUUACGACCGCCGAGACGACUUUGAACUUUACAAAACGCUCAGUGCCGGGGAGGGCUUCGGAAAUAAAACCGACAGCGAAGAAGAGGAACAUGAAAAUAAAACGGGUGCUGAGCAAGCCCGCCCAAACAGCGACGAGCCACCCGACCCAAUGGACCAUCGAUACCGCGCCAUCGUCGCUAUCGACCAGUCUGCCAUCACUGGCGAAUCCCUGGCCGUCGACAAGUAUAUGGGCGAUGUCCUGUACUACACGACGGGCUGCAAGCGCGGCAAGGCCUACGCCGUCGUCGUCGCGUCCGCAAAAAAGUCCUUUGUUGGACGCACGGCGGAGCUGGUCCAGGGCGCAAAGGACCAGGGCCACUUCAAGGCGGUCAUGGACAGCAUCGGCACGUCGCUCCUGGUGUUGGUCAUGUUCUGGAUCCUGGCUGCCUGGAUUGGUGGUUUCUACCACCAUAUUGGAAUUGCGCGUCCCGGCUCGCAGAAUCUGCUGCACUAUGCGCUUGUGCUGCUAAUCAUCGGCGUUCCGGUCGGGUUGCCCGUCGUCACAACAACCACUCUUGCCGUGGGGGCCGCGUAUCUCGCCAAGCAGAAGGCCAUUGUGCAGAAACUCACUGCGAUUGAAUCACUAGCGGGCGUCGAUAUUCUAUGUUCUGAUAAGACCGGCACAUUGACUGCUAAUAAGCUGAGCAUUCGUGAGCCUUUCGUCUCGGAGGGCCAAGAUGUCAACUGGAUGAUGGCUGUCGCAGCACUCGCUUCUUCGCACAACCUCAAGUCUCUGGAUCCCAUCGAUAAGGUCACGAUCCUGACCCUCAAGCGCUAUUCAAAGGCACGAGAAAUCUUGCAACAAGGUUGGACGACCGACAAGUUCUAUCCUUUCGACCCAGUAUCGAAGAGAAUUACAGCUGAGUGCCGGCUCGGAGACGACAAGUACAUUUGCGCCAAGGGUGCCCCAAAGGCCAUACUCCAGCUGGCAAAUUCGUCCAAGGAAAUCAGCGACAUGUACAAGGAAAAGGCGCAAGAGUUUGCCCAUCGCGGCUUCCGUUCCCUGGGGGUGGCUGUGAAGAAAAACGACGAAGAUUGGACUCUUCUCGGGCUGCUAUCCAUGUUCGACCCGCCUCGCGAAGACACCGCGCAGACGAUUAUCGAAGCCGGUCAGCUUGGUGUGCCAGUCAAGAUGUUGACCGGAGACGCCAUCGCGAUUGCGAAAGAGACGUGCAAGAUGCUCUCUCUUGGGACCAAGGUUUACAACUCCGAGAAACUCAUCCGCGGGGGCUUGAGUGGAAGCGUGCAGCGCGACCUGGUUGAACGGGCAGACGGAUUCGCCGAAGUCUUCCCCGAGCACAAGUAUGCAGUGGUCGAGAUGCUUCAGCAACGCGGCCAUCUUACAGCCAUGACCGGCGACGGUGUCAACGACGCGCCAUCACUUAAGAAGGCAGACUGCGGAAUCGCAGUUGAAGGAGCAUCUGAAGCAGCUCAAGCCGCAGCUGAUAUCGUCUUUCUGGCCCCUGGCUUGAGCACGAUCGUUUUGGCCAUCAAGACGUCGCGUCAGAUAUUUCAGCGCAUGAAGGCCUAUGUGCAGUACCGGAUAGCACUGUGUCUUCAUCUUGAAGUCUAUUUGACCCUCUCGAUGAUCAUCAUCAACGAGACCAUCACGGUCGACUUGGUCGUUUUCCUCGCUUUGUUCGCCGACCUCGCCACAAUUGCGGUGGCUUACGAUAACGCAUACUCGGAGACUCGCCCAGUCGAAUGGCAACUUCCCAAAAUCUGGGUGGUCAGUGUUGUCUUGGGCAUUCUGCUCGCAGCAGGAACUUGGAUCAUCCGUGGGUCCAUGUUUCUGUCUCACGGCGGUGUUGUCGCGAAUUUCGGAUCUGUUCAGGAAGUCCUCUUUCUUGAAAUCGCCCUCACGGAGAAUUGGCUCAUUUUCGUCACGCGUGGCGGUAAAACAUGGCCGUCUCUACAGCUUGUGAGCGCCAUUUUCGCUGUGGACGUUCUUGCGACGCUCUUCUGCUUGUUUGGGUGGCUCUCCGGGAGGUCUGAGGUAGACACGCCCCUUGAUGCCUGGCACCAGAGGGAAGAUGGAUGGACCGAUGUGGUAACCGUGGUUAUUAUUUGGCUCUACUCGUUCGGUGUUACCGUUGUUAUCGCCAUCGUGUAUUUGAUUCUCAACCGGGUCGCCUGGUUGAAUGAUCUCGGCAGAAAGGAUCGUAGCCGGAAGAACACCUUGGUUGAGAAUAUGCUUGGACAACUCCAGAAGCUUGCUCUGGAACAUGAGAAGGAUGAGUCGAUUGGCAGGGACAGGUACGUGCUGGUGGAGAAGGCCGCGGACGACGAAGACAUCAUAUAA